AUGGCCCGAGUCCGACGUCCCGGAUUCCGAAUUGAACUCGCCAUGUCGGCUGUCGGAAAUCUAGACGGCAAAGUCGCGCUCGUAACAGGCUCGGGCCGCGGUAUUGGAGCAGCAAUUGCCAUUCAACUGGGUCGCCUCGGCGCUAAAGUCGUUGUCAACUACGCCAAUUCGGUGGAGCACGCGGAAAAAAUCGUCGCAGAGAUCAAGAGUCUCAACUCAGAUGCUAUUGCCCUUAAGGCUGACAUACGUGACGUUUCGCAGACAGCAAAGCUCUUCGACGACGCUGUUGCGCACUUUGGUCAUCUUGAUAUCGCCGUCAGCAACUCGGGCGUUGUCAGUUUCGGCCAUCUCAAGGAUGUGACAGAGGAGGAGUUCGAUCGCGUCUUCAGCCUCAAUACACGUGGACAAUUCUUUGUUGCCCGCGAGGCGUAUCGUGUGCUGCAAGAGGGUGGGCGCAUCGUACUCACAUCAUCUAACACAUCCAAAGACUUCAGUGUACCUAAACACUCGCUCUACUCCGCCUCCAAGGGCGCCAUAGACACAUUUGUGCGCAUCUUGUCCAAAGAUUGCGGCGACAAGAAAAUAACGGUUAACGGAGUUGCACCUGGUGGUACUGUGACUGACAUGUUCCACGACGUAUCGCAUCAUUACAUCCCUAAUGGUGAGAAAUUCACAGCUGAAGAGCGUCAGCAAAUGGCUGCCCACGCGUCACCGUUGCGCCGGAAUGGCUUCCCUGAGGAUAUUGCUCGCGUUGUUGGAUUUAUUGUUAGUAAAGAAGGAGAAUGGGUCAAUGGCAAGGUUAUCACUUUGGAUGGUGGUGCUGCAUGA
Molecule: messenger RNA, 828 nt
Organism: Talaromyces stipitatus ATCC 10500
Lineage: Eukaryota; Fungi; Ascomycota; Eurotiomycetes; Eurotiales; Trichocomaceae
Product: short chain dehydrogenase, putative
Exons: 2
Coding region: 1-828 (275 amino acids)
Molecular function (GO): oxidoreductase activity
Source: RefSeq, a predicted model, not a curated record